CGUAUCUAUCGAAAAUCUACAUGCGACCUGUUGACCUCCGCACCAUACGAAGUACUGCCUAUCUCGUUUGCACCUCGAAGAUCGUCAUCGCGAGAUGGAGAGCUGCGUUCGCAAGCCCGCGGGCGGAGUGUGCGUCACCUCGGUCGCCGCGCACCGUCGUAAACAGCCCCCAAUACGAAUGGCCGCGUUAGCUUCGUAUACAUGCGGCAAUCGUCUGCUCUUUGUUGCCGUUUGCUGUCCUGCGACGCCUCCCAGCUGCAGCUUCGCUCUUGUGUCGCCAUGUCGUCGUCGCAGGGUCCUCAUUCAACCUCGAUCAUGAUGGGCCAAUCUCACGGAGGUGAAACACGAUACCACCGAUCAUCGUCGCACACGCUGCCUGAGACCCACUGUGCGUCUUAUCUUAUCAGCAGUCAUGCCAAGACCAGCAUCGAGUCGUUGCAGCAUGCGUCCUUACGACGUUUAAGUUGAGUCGAAAUUUAGGGUCAUGUAUGGCAAAUGCGCCAUCUGGCUUAAUUACCAUCUGUAAACACUGUUGUUCGUAUAGAUGCUAAUUAUGUCGCUGCUGUCCUGGGGACCAGCAGCCGUUGCCAAGUAUAAGUACAGCCGGCGCCUUCCUGCUCCAAGGCCGCGACUGCAAUUCCUGAUUUGGUCGCACACCAACAAUUGUACAACGUUAGCAUCGCUCCUCGCAUGAAAAGUAGCAUCAAGGCUAAGUUAUCGUAGCCUUGAGAAGUAUGCUGUAUCUGCCGAGAAUUUGCAGACAAACUUCGACUACUGGUCGGAUUCCCAAGCUCUCAAGACUGCAGCGUCUUUCUGCGACCCGAGUGACACGGCGCCCGAGUAGCCUCCGGCCAAGAUGCAUGAUGCAGCCCUUUUGACCAGCUUCACGCUCGCCAUCCAUAAUUCUCAAGUGAGUAGUGCUCUUCACAG
This is a messenger RNA of Didymella exigua CBS 183.55, 930 nucleotides long. RefSeq lists its product as uncharacterized. The transcript has a single exon. Lineage: Eukaryota; Fungi; Ascomycota; Dothideomycetes; Pleosporales; Didymellaceae. The annotation marks the transcript as partial. The record is from RefSeq and is a predicted model, not a curated record.